Molecule: messenger RNA, 1647 nt
Organism: Lentinula edodes (shiitake mushroom)
Lineage: Eukaryota; Fungi; Basidiomycota; Agaricomycetes; Agaricales; Omphalotaceae
Product: glycoside hydrolase family 47 protein
Exons: 18
Coding region: 1-1647 (548 amino acids)
Biological process (GO): carbohydrate metabolic process; N-glycan processing
Cellular component (GO): endoplasmic reticulum; Golgi membrane
Molecular function (GO): mannosyl-oligosaccharide 1,2-alpha-mannosidase activity; calcium ion binding
Source: RefSeq, a predicted model, not a curated record
AUGGUGCAAUUCUCUAGGCCGCUGAAGCUCGUUCUCGCAGUGUCUGCUUGUGUUGUGCCUGCACUAGCAGGUCAGGUCCAGCUUUCGAAUCUCCAGCUUCCCCCGAGUGCAGCUGUUACACAAGCCACGGUGAAAGAAAUGUUUGUCGACAGCUACAACGCAUACAGAACAUACGCUUGGGGCCACGACGAUCUGCUUCCUGUCAGCGCCAGCUUUACAGAUGGACGGAAUGGAUGGGGUGCAUCAAUCGUAGACGGCAUGGCCACCAUGUACAUCAUGGGUCUUGACGACUUCUUCAACGAAGCUUUGAACUUCACUCAAUUCAUCAAUUUCAAUGAAUCCCAGGUUGUGGAGACCGUCAGUAUCUUCGAAACCAGCAUUCGAUACGUCGGUGGCCUACUCAGUGCUUACGAACUGAGUGGUAAGCAACACCAAAUUCUUGUAGACAAAGCGAAAGAAGUCGCAGAUAAGAUGGCGUAUGCUUGGCAGACGUUUCCGGGUCAAACAAUUCCAUUUGGCGAAAUAUGGUUCAGCGACAACACGGCCGUCGUCGACACCUCCAAUAUCGCGGAAGCGGGAACGCUCGAUAUCGAGUGGUCAAGACUAUCACUAUAUACCGGAAAUGAUACAUAUACCAAACUGACAGAGGGAUCUGUCAGAGCUAUUGCUAACUUGGUCACACCCCUCCCAGGUCUCGCUCCACAAGGGAUUGACCCUUCCAGCAACACUUUUGUCGGCGACUAUCUGACGUGGGGAGGAGGGUCUGACAGUUACUUUGAGUAUCUGAUUAAGUAUCCGCGUGUAACAAAUACCGACGACAAUCUUUUUGCUGACACUUGGCAUGCUGCUGUUGACUCUUCCAUUUCGGCAAUGGCGAGGAAAUCCACCGUUGGAAACUACACUUACAUUGCUGAUUGGGACGAGGGCGAGCUCAUCCAUGUAGGCUCACAUUUGGAGUGUUUCCAUGGUGGAAAUUGGAUCUUCGGUGGACACCUCCUCAAUAACCAGACUAUCAUUGAUUAUGGUUUGGAACUGGUUGCUGCAUGUUGGAAUACAUAUGCCAGCACUUCGACUGGAAUUGGUCCUGAAGUGUUCUAUUUCUUAGCAAAUGAUCAGUGGAAUGGAAAUGGCGUUCCAUCCAAAGACGAACUAACAUUCUAUAACGAGCACGGAUUCUGGAUCACUGGUAAGAUUUCCCCAUCAGACUAUAUUCUUCGUCCAGAAGUCCUUGAGUCAAACUUUUACGCCUGGCGUUCGACCGGUGACACCAAGUAUCUCGACCGCGCUGCAAGCGCUGUGGAAAGCUUGAAGAAAUACCUCCCUCAACCCUCAGGAGGAUAUGCUGGUCUAAACGACGUGGAUAAUCCCAGCGCCGGUUUCAUUGAUGACCAGGAAUCGUUCUGGUUUGCCGAGGUUUUGAAAUACUUGUAUUUGACUUUUGACGACCCAGAACAUAUCAGUCUCAAUGACUAUGUGCUGAACACUGAAGGACAGCCCUUCGAGGCACCUGCUGCCAAAGACGUAUACGGAAGUGGCCAACCCGCGAUAGUCCUAGGUCAGUUUGUUAGCAAGACGGGCCUACCUUUACCAGCAAUCAGCCCGAACAAGUACCUGCCUUCCCCACUGCCAACGCCGACCAGUUCGUGA